Molecule: messenger RNA, 5555 nt
Organism: Lampris incognitus (smalleye Pacific opah)
Lineage: Eukaryota; Metazoa; Chordata; Actinopteri; Lampriformes; Lampridae
Gene: iqgap3
Product: IQ motif containing GTPase activating protein 3
Exons: 37
Coding region: 16-4899 (1627 amino acids)
Biological process (GO): regulation of actin cytoskeleton organization; regulation of GTPase activity
Cellular component (GO): cytoplasm
Molecular function (GO): actin filament binding; GTPase activator activity; calmodulin binding
Source: RefSeq, a predicted model, not a curated record
UUGACAGCUGAGGAAAUGGACGUGCAGCGCAUCCAGAAUGUGGCUUAUCAGUACCUGUGCAGGCUGGAGGAGGCCAAAAGGUGGAUGGAAGCUUGUCUCCAUGAGGAGCUUCCUGCUCCUACAGAGUUGGAGGAGUCAUUGAGGAAUGGUGUUCUGCUGGCUAAACUGGGACAUUGCUUUUCCCCUAACAACGUCCCUCUUAAAAAGAUCUUCGACCUCGAUCAGGAACGCUACAAGGCCCUGGGAUUGCAGUUCCGUCACACAGACAACAUCAACCACUGGCGUAAUGCCAUGCAGGAAGUCGGACUCCCAACGAUCUUCCACCCAGAGACGACAGACAUCUAUGACAAGAAGAACAUGCCUAGAGUUGUGUAUUGCAUCCAUGCACUGAGUCUCUACCUCUUCAGGCUUGGCCUUGCUCCUCAGAUCCAUGACCUCUAUGGGAAAGUCAAGUUUACUGAGGAAGAGAUCAAUAACAUGAAGCUUGAGUUGGAUAAAUACGGGAUCCAGAUGCCCGCCUUCAGUAAGAUUGGCGGCAUCCUGACCAAUGAGCUGUCAGUUGACGAGGCUGCUGUCCAUGCUGCAGUGAUAGCUAUUAACAAGGCAGUUGAUAGAGGUCAUGUGGCAGCGACUGCACAGGCCCUGCGGAACCCUAAUGCCAUGCUGGCUGACCUGCAGGAGGCACUAAUGGGUGUGUACCAGGAAAUGCUGUACGAGAAACGGGCUCACAAAGCAUCACUGGCAUCUGCUAAGGUGUGUUCAUGUGCUGCUGAGAAAGACAUCUACGAGGAGUAUCUGACACAGAAGGAGAUCCAAGACAACAUCAGCAAAGUCAAUGUGCGUGCUGCCAUUGAGCAGGUGGAUGAAAGUCUUGAGUGUGGGGAAGAGUUGGCCCUGAUGGCUUCCCUUCAGCUGCCCUGUUUGGCUCUAAGGGGUCUCCGUACAGAGAACAGCGCUUGGUACCUAGAGCAGCUCACUGCUGACCGCGAACAGAAGGCCCUAGAUCUGGGCUGUGUUGACCCUCUGGAGCCUGAGGAGCUACAGGCAGGCAUCACUACAGCCAACCAGGAAUCCCAUAGUAGCAGGAACAUGCAGAGUGCGGUGCGGCAGAUCAAUGAUGCUUUGCAGAGGGGAGACCCGAGACAGACGAUUAGUUCUCUACUGAACCCAGAUGCUCUGCUCCCAGAAGUCUUUGCCUUUGCUGCUGAGCUCUACCAGAACCAGCUCGCUCUACUGCAGAGCCAAAGCCCACAGGGGAAGCUGCAGCAGGAGGAGCUGUAUGUUGCCGUGGAGAUGCUGUCAGCGGUUGCCCUUAUCAAUCAGGCGCUGGGGGCUGAAGAUUUUCAGGCGUUUUGUUCCUGUGUGGUCAGUCCCUCUGCUGGUCUGGCUGACGUGGACCACGGCCUGCUGCAGAGGUACUUUUCAGAGUUGUGUGUAGUGAGGAAGCAGACGGGUAGAACUCUACUGACCUGGAAUCAGCUUCAAGCAGAAAUUUCCUCCGUCAAUGCCUCAGUCCAGGAGGAACACGACCAGAUCUUCACUAUUGGACUGAUAAACCAGGCUCUGUACAAGGGCGAUCCCCACAAGACCCUGGCUGCCCUGCUUCUGCCCUCUAGUGGUCUGGAGGAUGUGGUACCAGCCAACGCCUGUCGAUAUCAUGAUAUCCUGACCCAUGCCAAGAAGCAGAAGGCUGAGAGAAGUCGUGACCCAGGAGCAGAGCUGUGGUUGGCUGACAUCCAGGAAGGUGUAAGGAAAGCCAAUCAGCAAACGCAGAGGGCUCUGAAGAGGGCCCUGGGAUUGGCUGCCGUGAACCAGGCGGUGAAGGAGGGCAGGGCGCCUCAGACGCUACGUGUCCUGCAGCUGCCAGAGGUGGCGCUGAAGAGUGUGAUGUCAGAGUGCGCUGCAGCCUACCAGGCUGAACUAACUGCACUGCUCAGGGCCAAGACUGAGGGAGGAGACAACAGGAGUCCGUGGGCUGGAAUCCAGAUGGAGGAUAGGAGCUGGUUUUACUUCCACCUGUCCAGACUAGAGGGGAGCUGGGAGAGACCGCCUGCCUUCAUCCACAAUAACCUCUUCAUGACCCACACAGAGAUCCAGGCGGGGCUAAGCAGUGUGACGGCAGCACACAGCAGGGAGUGCCAGUGGAAGGCCAGUGAGGACCUGUUGGUGCAGCUUCAGGCUCAGAGUCGCGGCUUUCUCCUCAGACAGAGGCUGGGGGCACGACUCCACUUCCUUAAUACCCAGCUUCCUGCUGUCAUCCGCAUCCAGUCCCAUUGGCGGAGGUAUGUCCAGCAGCGUGCAUAUAGACAAAGACUGCAGUAUCUCUAUCAGAACUGGAGGGCAGUGGUGAAGAUCCAGGCGUGGGUGAGGAUGUGUUUGGCAAGAAGGAAAUACCUUGCACGCCUUCGCUUCUUCAGAAAGAAUGUGGGCGCCAUCAUAAAGAUCCAAGCUUUCUUCAGGGCCAACCGGGCGAGGGAGCAGUACAGGAUGCUGGUCCACUCAGCAACGCCUCCUCUUUCUGUGGUGAGAAAGUUUGCUCACCUGUUGGAGCAGGGAGACAGCGACAUCCGCCAGGAAGCGGAGCUCCUGCGGCUUCGGGAGGAGGUGGUGAGGACCAUACGCUUCAACCAGCAGCUGGAAGCUGACCUGAACCUGAUGGACCUGAAGAUUGGCUUGCUGGUCCGCAACCGUGUCACUCUGCAGGAGGUGGUCUCUCAUUGUAAGAAGUUAACCAGGAAGAAUAAGGAGCAGCUGUCUGAUAUGAUGGCUCUGGAACGUUCCAAAGGACUCAAAGCUCUCAGUAAAAACUGCAGAGAGCGGCUAGAGAAUUACCAGCACCUGUUCUACCUGCUACAGACCCAGCCAUCGUACUUGGCCCAGUUGAUCUUCUUGAUGCCUCAGACGAAGACGACCCAGUUCAUGGAAGCUUUGGUCUUUACUCUCUUCAACUAUGGAUCCGACCGCAGGGAGGCGUACUUGCUGCUUCAGCUGUUUACUCAGGCUCUUCAUUACGAGAUCAGGAUGAAGGUGGAGCGUCCUCAGGAUGUGGUGACUGGUAAUCCCACCGUCAUUAAGAUGUUGGUGAGUUUUUAUCGGCAUGCCCGUGGUCAGAAUUCCCUCCGAGACAUCCUGGGCCCCGCCCUCAGAGACGUCCUGCAGGAUCGGACCCUCAGUAUCAGAACCGACCCUGUAGAAAUCUAUAAAACCUGGGUCAACCAGACAGAGACCCAGACCGGACACAAGAGCUCCCUGCCCUAUGAGGUUAGUGCAGAGCAGGCUCUGUCUCACCCUGAGGUUCAGCGUCGGCUGGACAUCGCCAUGGUCAACCUGAAGAACCUGACAGACCGCGUGCUCAAUGCCAUCACCACCAACCUCCACAAACUACCAUAUGGGAUGCGUUAUACAGCCAAGAUCCUGAGAGACACCCUGAAGGCCAAGUUUCCUCAAGCCAGUGAGGAGGAGCUUUAUAAGAUUGUGGGGAACCUGGUAUACUAUCGCUACAUGAACCCUGCUGUAGUGGCGCCGGAUGGUUUUGACGUGGUGGAGUUCACUGCGGGCUCCGCCCUUCUACCGGAGCAACGGCGGAUCCUGGGCUCCAUCGCUCGCAUGCUGCAGCACGCCGCCGCCAACAAACAUUUCCAUGGUGACAGCUCCUACCUGCGAGUCCUGAAUGAUUACAUCAGCCUUACCCACACCAAGUUCAGGAAGUUCCUGCGUGCAGCCUGCGAUGUCCCAGAGCCAGAAGAGCGUUUUAACAUGGACGAGUACUCUGAGCUGGUCAUCCUCAACAAACCUGUCAUCUAUAUCACUGUUAGCGAGCUGCUGAACACACACAAGCUGCUGUUGGAGCACCAAGACUCUCUGUGUCCAGACCCCUCAGACCCUCUGCUGGUCCUGCUCAGGGACUUGGGGACAGUUCCCUCCCUCCAGGAGUUGGUUGGUAAGGGCCUCACUUCACCAGGAGAGCCUGCAGGACACCAGGCAGAAUCUGGGUCGGACUCUUGUAAAACAGAAGUGUCUCUCACCCUCACCAGCAAGUUUGACAUCUUCAAAGACUCGAACGACCAGCCCGAUGCCAAAGGAAUCCUGCUCAGCACUAAGCAGCUGAUCAUCGAUGUGAUCCGGACCCAGCCAGGAGACUCUCUGAACGAGGUUCUGAGGGCUUCUAUCUCACAUGAACAGGAAGUGCAGCAUGACUGGAUGAUUCAUAGGCGUGUCCAGCGUGAUGCACGCACGCCUGACAAGAUGAAGAGGAACCAGUCUCUUGUUGCCGAUGGAAACCUCCGUCUGGAGGAGAAGAAGAGAAAGAUUGUGAGGAACCUCCGUCGCCUGGAGAGCCUGGGGGUCCUGACGCCCCCUAACUGUGACACACAGAUACUGCAGCUGAUAGCCAAGGACAUUCGUCAUCAGCGUUUAUAUCGUCAGCGACGCGGGGUGGAACUUGUGAAGUUCAGACAGACACUGGAUAAUCUCCAUGCCAAGAGUGCCUUUCACAGCCAGCAGAUCGACUUCUACAGCCAAUACAUUACUUCCUGUCUGGACAACCUGACCACAGACACAAAGACCAACAAGAAGGCAGAGUCCAGAGGAAAGAAGAAAUCACCCAGUCUGUCAUACAGCGCCUCCCGGCUGCGUGAGAAGGGAGUUCUGCUUGAGAUCGAGGACCUGCCAGUUACACAGUUUAAGAACGUUGUGUUCGACUUCGUCCCGGCAGAGGAGAGAGGAAGCUUCCUGGUUAACGCUCGAUUCUUGGGGGUCGAAAUGGAACAGUUUCCCCUCAAAUACCAGGAUUUGUUACAGCUCCAAUAUGAAGGUGUAGCAGUGAUGAAAAUGUUUAAAGCCAAAGUCAACGUCAACCUUCUCAUCUUCCUCCUUAACAAGAAAUUCUUCAAAAAGUGACACCAUUUCCUACUUCCUAUCCCUGCACCAACUCAUCAUUCCACAUGUUAAUCAGCAGCUCAUCUUCUUUUUCCACCAUCCAUCCAUUCAUUCGAUCAUGAUCGCAGACACCAAGUCUGGCACGAUUCUCAUUAGCUGUCCAGCAGCCAUUAGGAACCGGGUCCCACCAUCAUAGUGCAGUUUGAGUUCUGUCUGCUUUAUUAAAAUGUGUUCACAUCUCACUUCCACCCGCUGUCUGAGCAGUUCAGCUUCAAAAGGAUCAGAUUUCUCUAAUCAAUAAUUGAACCGUAAGUGUUGUAUCAAUACACUGUUUAAUGUCAUCUCUUCGAACUCAUUUUCUGUAUUAUGCAUCAUCAGUACUUUCACUGUAUACUUAAUACACACCACAUACACAAUCAAGGCUAUUCCAGUCACCCGGGUUCGAUCCAGUGCAAUAUCCUCCGAGGACCAAAGGAUAGGUUGGUGUCUUGUUGAAAAGCCAUGUGAAAAGUAAAGCCUGGCUGCGGUAGAAAUCAUACACAUACAUACACACACCUGGCCUUUCCGACCUGAAUACUGAUGAUUACCAGCCUUCGUGUAAAUCUGCUCUAGAAUCUGUAAAUGUAUUCUGUUCUGUCCUGUCUUUUUAAGUGUUAGUGUUUGUCAUGGAGUUUAAG